AUGGAAACCAAGAAAUUUAAAGAAAAGCUAUAUGGAACCGAGACCCAAAACUGUAAAGAGGAAGAUGAAACAGACCUUACACAAUCUUCACAGAAGAAAAGGAAGAGAAUGCAAUCUGUGACCAAGAAAGAAAUUGCUUCGAAAAAGCCUAAAAGUCUCAAAUCUAAGGAUAAACGAGUGUCUUCUAGUAAUUCCAAGAAAUCGGGAAGAAGUAAAGGAAAGAGAUCCAGGUUUAGUGAUAUAUACGAGGAUGUUGAAGCUAAAUUUUCUGUUAUGGAGCGAGCCGAAAGAGUUUUGGCAAGAUUAGCAAAUGAUGCCCCUAGCUUUGGGAAGUGUAUGCUCCCAUCAAAUGUUGCUCAUGGAUUUUGGCUGCAUCUUCCCAAGAGCUUUUGCAGCCAGCAUUUGCCAAAUCAUGAUGCUACUGUUGUUUUGGUAGAUGAAUGGGAAAAUGAAUAUGAAACAUCAUAUCUUCUGUAUAGAAAUGGUCUGAGUGCCGGCUGGAGAGGGUUUUCCGUAUCUAACAGACUACUGAAAGGAGAUAUUUUGAUUUUCCAUUUGAUUGAACCGUGCAAGUUAAAGGUACAAAUAGUGAGGGUUAAUGACACAGAUGUUGUAGAAGCUGCACUUUGCCUCUUGAACAUGGAUGCUUGCCGAAAUGAGAUGGAUUGUGAUAUCGUGAAGAAAGACAAUAAGAAGCGCAAAAAAGUAAAGUAUGUGGAGCCUUUUCCGCCUGAUACUUCUACACCUGUAGAUAGCAUUCGUGGUAAAGGCAAAAAUACACCAAAUUCUAGCCUUGACCAAUCUUUAACUAAUAGUGAUGGUUUUGGCUCUGAAGUUCUUAAAGGUUCGGAAAUCACCAACCGCCUUCCACCAAAAGACUUCUGCUACUCGGAAACACCAUUUCUACAUGGCCAUCCUCACAAGGGUGUCACUUGUAGGUAG
Molecule: messenger RNA, 942 nt
Organism: Fraxinus pennsylvanica
Lineage: Eukaryota; Viridiplantae; Streptophyta; Magnoliopsida; Lamiales; Oleaceae
Source: the annotation of a GenBank genome assembly